Messenger RNA from Ornithodoros turicata, 2308 nucleotides. Its product is annotated as basic salivary proline-rich protein 1-like. The transcript has 5 exons. Bases 196 to 2277 code for a protein of 693 amino acids. The record is from RefSeq and is a predicted model, not a curated record. Lineage: Eukaryota; Metazoa; Arthropoda; Arachnida; Ixodida; Argasidae.
UCUCCUUUUCUCUUGGCCUGCUCACGAACAGACAUUCGCGCAGUACUCACACUAGAGUUCGAUCUAACGUGGCGACGGCAUUACCUUCCAGAACACCUAGUCGGGACUAUGACCAGUCUUUCUUAAACGGAAGGAACUCGCACGAUAGCAACAGCCACGAGGGUGCACUUGCCACGUCAUACCUUACCAGACGGCAUGACGGGCCCGGUGAUAUUAAUUGCCGUCUUCGUGGCGGGCCUUGCCUCCGCAAAUUACGCAUCCAAUACCAGACAAAGCGAUUCGAGUUGGGGCGUCGCCAGACGGACUGGAACGGUUGACUCGGAAAGGCUUCCACUGGGCCUUGCAGCGAGGCGUCGGGCAAACCUUCCCACGUAUCCGGGCUACAGCGCCGACGACCGCAAGGAGGGCACUAGGAAAAGGCGUGGGAGGCCGACACGCCGUCCACACUUAUCUGCGAAAACAGAGCGCCCAACAUUGCCGCCGAAACUUCAAUCAGCCCAGUACCCACCGCAAGAUCCCGCAGGAUCGGACCAACAACAGCCUCCUCCUGCACCCACGCCUCCUGCAUACCCAUAUCCUGGAGGAACUCCGCCCCAUCCUGGUAGACCUUAUCCUCCUCCAGUACAGUCGCUUCCUCCGCAAUACCCUCCAGCGCCUCAAUAUCCCCGUGGGCCAUAUUAUCCUCAAGGACGCCCGCAGUACCCUGGUAAUUACCCGUCACAUACACCGUCCUACCCACAUAUUCCUCAAGGACGCCCACAGUAUCCUGGUACUUACCCGUCACGUACGCCGCCCUACCCAUAUUUUCCUCAAGGACGCCCACAGUAUCCUGGUACUUACCCGUCACGUACGCCGUCCUACCCAUAUUUUCCUCAAGGACAUGUACCUUAUCCACCACCUACGCUGUCCUACCCACAUUACUCGAGAGGUCCUCUGUUCAGCAGCAGGCGUCACUCAUAUACCGUGCCUGAAUCUCACAAAGGACCCGUGUACAGCGGUGUUACACAAGCCCAAACGGUUACCGAAAACGCAUUACCUCAGCCCAAUCCCAAUUCGUGUCCACAGCAACCACCUACACCGGGACAAGCACCAAAUCCGCAGUAUUAUACCCCAGCAUAUGCACCAAAUUCGCCGUAUUAUACCGCAGGGUAUGCACAAUCUCCCCCUUAUUACAACACAGGUUUUUUACCGUCUCCGACAUUGUUUCCCCCAACACAGAUGCCGUUCCCGCCAUAUUAUCCCGGUGGAUUUCUACAACCUCAGCCAUAUUAUCCCACAGUACCUGGUCAGCCUGCGUCACCUUUUCCGGCAGGAUUCGACCCGUCGAAUUAUCCCACGACAUCACUUCCGGUUCUACCGGUUAAUCCCACAGGAAAUGAUCAAUCCAUGCCGCAACCGUCAUUGUAUCAACCGACUCCACCAUACAAUGCUCCAUGGUAUCCACAGUCCCCACAGUACGAUCCCGCGUUGUAUCAACGGCCCCCUGGUGAGAACCAGCCUUUUGUGCAACCCACUCAAUACCCUUUUCCCGCAGGCUUCCAGCCCUACCCAGGUCAGUUAACACCAUUCGGACCACCCACUCAAUACCCUUAUCACCAGGGUUACGGACAUAGUGCACAGAGCGUGGAAUAUAAUCCCGCCACGGGGCAUUAUAUAGUGCACGUGCCGGCUGGGGCGCCUCUUUUCAAAAGGGCAGGACCAUCUGAGCCCGUCAAACAUCCACCAUCUCGGUAUUCAUUCGCUAGUCCUUACGAGAAAACACAACGGAUGUCAGCGCUGAAUAACCUUACAAGACACGGUACAUAUCAUCCGCAUGUGCCAUUCAGCCUUCACUACCGCAGUCCUUUUCCUCACCCUGACGAGCACACUGCCGGCUAUCCCUCACCACAUCCGCGAGCUCCUGGAAACUAUGUUCCACGUAUACCUCUCGAGGCUUCUUACCCCGAAGAACCUCUGCCGUCCUUCCCUGACAGAAACGUACCGCGCGUACCGCCACUGACGGGUUACUAUCCGCUACGCAAUAGAUAUACACAACGGACUCCGACUCAGCUAGAUCACCCAACUGAGUCUUACCCCAGCAGUGCGCCACCAUAUCCACCGUCAGACAAGGGGUAUCAUCAUGCCCACCGUCCAUCUUUGAGUGGACAUGGCACCCAUUUCAGGCCCGAGAGACCAUUUAACGUCGCAGACCUCUAUGAAAGGAACCGCUCACCCGCCGGGUCCCUUUCCUCCUCUCCCCAUCAUUCUGGGUUUUCACCGGAAUAUUUUUCUGAAUAAUAUGUGGAAAUAAAACUCAAUAAAAAAAUCA